AUGGCUUAUGUGAGAACUUACUGUCCAAAGGUGCGAGUCGGAAACUGGGACAUGAACCUGCGCUUGGAAGAGGACGCAGUCAAAGAGUUCCUGGAGAGGAAGGAGAAGGGUGAACUCACUGUGCAGAAAGUAGACUUCCUGAAACACAACAUUUUGAGACAGGUGAAUCUCUCUGUGUCGAAGGAUGGUGGAUUGCACUUUGGAGAUGUUGUGAUGUUGGUGAAUGUGGGCGGGCCGGACAGAGAGUGCACCUCCAUCAGCAUCAACGCCGACAUCAGCAGUUUGUCGAAGACCUCUAACCCUGUCAUUCAAGCCCCAUGUGCAAUUAGUGCAGGACGAAGUUUGCAGCCCUGUGCACGCAAUGCCUUUAUCAUCACCAGUGUCGAUGGCAGUCCAGAGGGAUCGGCUCUACAUUAUGAGCAGAGUUUUGCCCUGAAAUCAACAAGUGGCUUUGCCGGAGGACUUUUUUUGACCAGUGACCUUCGGACUUUUCAGAAGUGUGCAAAGAAGUCCCGCCUCCAGGAAGUGAAUUUGGAGGAGGAUAGCUCUUUUGUGUCAUGGUGGAAGAUAUUGCACUUUGAUCCCCAGGAGAGGCUUGAAUACGAGGGUCAGCCUAUCCCUGCAAACGUGAAAGUGCUCAUAACACACUGCAAGACAAACCAGGCUCUUGCUGUUCUGGGCAAUCAAGUUCUUUGGACCACCUAUGGCAGAGAAUAUGAAGUGACGGCCCACACCUUCUUGGAUUCCCACAAAGCUGAGCAGGACAACAAUCACUGGGUGCUGUCCACUUCUGACCCUGCAGGGGACGGGCUUUUACUUCUUGAACGCUCACAGCCAGUGGACAAAGCCACUGAGCCAACACAGACAGACCCUGGCAUUUAAGCCAAAAAUAUAAUGACAGAAAACAAAGAGAUACAACAUCGUUAUCAACAGCAAUACUGUUUGAAAUAAAGAUG
This is a messenger RNA of Myripristis murdjan (pinecone soldierfish), 956 nucleotides long. RefSeq names its product cilia and flagella associated protein 161 (gene cfap161). Gene Ontology annotation, cellular component: motile cilium. The record is from RefSeq and is a predicted model, not a curated record. The transcript is spliced from 8 exons. Gene Ontology annotation, biological process: cilium assembly. NCBI's taxonomy places the organism in Eukaryota, Metazoa, Chordata, Actinopteri, Holocentriformes, Holocentridae. The coding region runs from base 1 to 882 and encodes 293 amino acids.